AUGUCGUCUACCUCCACCCUGUCCAUUGCGAUUCCCCAGCCUCAGCCUCAGCCUCGCGCUUCCCGCGUUUCCUCUCCUUCAAGUUCAUCUUCAGGCUCAGAGUGUCCCCACUCGUCAAUCCAGCCCUCCCAUAACCCACGUCGUCCUUCGAUAUCCAAUACGAUGCACUGGCUGUCUCGUACCGCUGUUCAGCAGCAACCAUACUCUCCUUCAAAGCCCACCAGGGUUUCUGAGCCAAAGCGUUCUCGUACUAUCGAUUACAUUUCGACUCCCCGCAACGGCACCCUAGGCGCAGGCGCAACUGUCGUCAGAACUCCCGACGAUGCUUUGCGAGAGACUGGGAUCAGGCUCUCUCCAGGGUUACGCGAACGCGAAACAGCCUCUCUUUCCCGUCUUUCUCUGGACCAGAAAGAUUCCCAGCGAAAAAGGCCCUCCAUCCCAUUGGCCUCGACCAGUCGGCGUUCAGAGGUUCUGUCUGCGGUCACCGAGCCCAUAUCUCCCCCUACGAGUCCACCUUUGCCCCCCAUUCCUCUUUCUACCGCCGAUGAAGAAGUUAAACCUGUCCAAAUCGACAGUCCUGCACCCAAGUCUCCUCCCCGACCAAUCAGAGCACCCCCUGCACCUCCAUCGACCCAGACCCAGUCUCGCAGAUCUUCCAUGAAGGGGCGUGGUUCAGGUUCAUCUUCGGGAUCAGAUGAAGCUCCAACAGUUCCCCCAUUGCCACUUCAUGUGGUUGCCUCAACCCAACCCCCACCAUUUCAAGUCAUAUUGGUGUCUGAACCCCCUCUCACGACUUUCGAUCCCUCCAAAAUUAUAGUCACGUUGGAGACAUGCACUGCAACUUACAAGACCUCUCUUUCCACGAUAUACUCACGACCUUCCAAUCUCUCAGCCUAUUUCUCUAAUUUACUAUCUCAUUCUGAUCGACACUCUACCGCUUCCGUAUAUUCAACCGACAGUGACGACUUGGCUAUGUACAAUCGCCAUCUUACAUCCCAGGGUUUACUACCCCCUUCAAUGAACAUUCAUAUUUUCAUCGACCGGCCCAGUUCACCAUAUUCACAUAUCCUAUCUUACCUUCGGACGCCAUUGAUAGAAGGACAAGCAGAAGUCCUGCCUCGCGCAUUGCAGCUCCAUUCCUCUUUAUCUACUCAAGCACGAUUGGAAAGCCUAAUUGAGGUUCGGGACGAAGCUGCCUUCCUAAAUCUUGAUGGUCUUCACAAACUAUGCUCCGACGAAAUACGUCUCCGUUAUGGACCACGGUUACACACCAGGGGCAACAGCUCUGGAUCCAACCACUCUAUUCACAGUUUGCAUGCUUCGAUAUAUAGCCUGCACACCCUGUUGGAACGUAUAGAACCAGAUUUGGCCGUAAUGUCACCAUCGGAAGUAACCCCGCCAGCCACAGCAAGCAGCAAAAAGUCUACAAGCCCCGAGGAGGCAUUCCCAACAAAGUCCCCACCAACACCACAAUCAUGGGAUGGCCCUCGUCUCGAACAAAGAACUCAAAGUAGGUUGAGCCAACACAGUCAAGGUAGACAAAGCCAAUCAUCACCACCAGCUGGCUGGAUUUGA
Molecule: messenger RNA, 1575 nt
Organism: Psilocybe cubensis
Lineage: Eukaryota; Fungi; Basidiomycota; Agaricomycetes; Agaricales; Agrocybaceae
Exons: 2
Coding region: 1-1575 (524 amino acids)
Source: RefSeq, a predicted model, not a curated record